CUGCGAAGGGCGUGAGGAAUGACUUGAAAGGAUGAGUGUAUAUAAGGAGGGUGAGUUGACGGCCUUCAAGAGAACCAUCAGAAAGCAAAUCAACCAGCAAUCAGUCUACAGUCAACACUCGAGCUUCACAUAUCAUUAUCAACUUCAAUCAAUUUCCUCAAUCAAACAUCUACCACCAACAGCUUUUUACCAAAACCACAACUUCUCCUCGCGAUCCAAACAAAGCUCCAGCUUCGCAUCUCAAGCCCGUUGAUCUCCCAAAGACAAAUUCUUCCACAUAGCGAAACCCACAUCCACCAAAAUGUCUUCCCAGAGCAUGUCGUCUCCUAAGAACUCCUUCGACUCUGCCUCCACCACCAGCCUGCUCUCCACAUCUUCAUCGGAAAAGGCCACCACAUCCGAAUCAUCUGCGAAGAAGAUCUUCAAAGCCGUUGUUCAGCACGCCAAGGAACACCACCGGAGCGUCAAUGCUGCAUUUGAUAUCUAUUACGGUCCCGGACUCCGCAAUGCCAGGUACGCCGCACCUGCGAGGCGGACAUAAGGGAUGAGAGAAGUGGGAGUCGAGAUUGAUCAUUCGGGACAAGCAAUGGGGGCAUAUUUUGUGGGAGUUUCUUUUGAGCGGUGAUUUUGGCGCUGGAAGUGGGUACUCGGUCUGGGUUAAAGGAGGUGCAUCUGCUUGCGGGGCUCGGGGCAGAGUGGGAAGGAGUUUAUGAUUCUGGGGUCUUUUUGAUGAAUGAUAUGAUAGACUAAUAUAUUGGAAUCUCGCUAUA
Molecule: messenger RNA, 770 nt
Organism: Mytilinidion resinicola
Lineage: Eukaryota; Fungi; Ascomycota; Dothideomycetes; Mytilinidiales; Mytilinidiaceae
Exons: 1
Coding region: 302-541 (79 amino acids)
Source: RefSeq, a predicted model, not a curated record